CGAAUUGCACUGCAUCUGAGAGGAAAGGAAGUGACUGUGCGCGCGAACUUCAUAAAUAUUACACAACGCGUCUCCGUGAGACCUUUAACUUUCUUUCAUCGGUACAUAUAAUUAAUUCUCCCUACAGGGUUUCCGGACACCUUUAUCAGUUCUUGGAAAAUUUUGUCUCAGGAGCAUGGCGGAUUACAUGUUAGAUCUUGUUGUUUCAUGUCACGGACAUUGCAGGAAAACAGCGAAUGUUUGCUAGUCGGAGGCAGCAGUCACAAUCGUUUUCAGUUUUCACAACAAGAUGAGCAAGCGUACAUUGCUGAUGUGAUUAUACACAUUGAUACUUUUUUUAUUCUAGAAAAGCAACAUCUCUCGAUUCUAUCCAAUAAAAUCAUCUCAUUUUCCACUCAUAUUUAGGGAAUCGCAUUGUGAUUAUCUCUGGACAUUAACAACCGACCACAGUUCAUAAAAGGCGAUCAAAUCAACAUCAUUUUGGAUCCGUCUUUCUGAUACGCAAUUUUAAAAAAGAAUCUCCUAGUCAUCAACUUCGGUAAAAGUUGAAACCAGUCGUACUUUACCUGUGUGGAGAUCACCCUGUCUCAGCAAUCUCCAUCCAUCAAGACCCCAAAGCAGGCCGGGAUGACUGGAGGAAGCUUCAUCGGUAGGAAGAUUCCUGAUGAAGACGUAGUCAACCAAAGAAGGAUCAGAACAGGUUAUCUGGAUCAGAUCGUGUGUCUGAAAACCAUCAAAACAAAAAGGCGAUGGGUGGUUUUUCAAGGUGAUACACAGAAUGGCUUGUUCCAGCUGAAGAUCUUCAAGAAGAUGGACGAGAAGAUCUUAAAGAGUGCUUACACGGUCAACAAGGACACCUUCAUGGGCACCGAACGGGGCAUGAUGCAGCGACCUGGGAAGCGCAAGUCGCCCAUCGAGUACUGGGCCAUCAUGCUGGCAGCCGACACCAUCCUCUUCCAGGAGUCCAAAUCCGUGUCACGUGAUCUGUUCGUCAAGAAGAUGGCGUCGGAGGAUCUGGCCACCUGGUACGCAUUCAUAAAGUCACACUUUUUCAGCGAAAGUUGGACAGUGUUUCCGCUGAAGGGCAUUGUAGCGCCAGAGUUUCGAAUGGCCCUGCACGUGACACACCACGCGAUGUGUCUGGCCACUCUCAGCCCGCCAAAAUGCUGCAACGCCUGGGAUCUGAAGAGAAUUGCACAGUUCAGCAUCCAGGAAGAAACACUCGGGUUUCACAUUGACAGCACGGGAAGCGACGCGGGAUACUGCGAGCUGAAGACGGAAUCCAAGAAGACAGCUGGAGAGAUCUUUCGAAUCCUGUCUCGCCACCACAGUAAGGGGUCCAUCAGAGGGGCACUCCCUAAGCUGCCACCCAUGGAACCAACCGUAGCACCCCCUCUGCUUUUCAUGAGGCCUGAUCUUAAACCUGGCGCCAUUCCCGGACCCGAGCGCUACACGGCCUCUCCGUCUCGCCUGAGAAGCAGGCCACCUCAGCCUCCCAUACCGCAUCCGGGUGCUUCACCAGAUCCCCUGACCAAUGGCCGCCACUGUGAUUCUAUCUUAGAUGAUAGCGACCUCGAUGAAUGUGAGGUUGAAGGGCUCCAUGAGGAAACGCACGUCGACAUGCUCUCACUGAUGAUGUCAUCAGAUGAUUCAGAUCGGGAUGAGAUCACCGCUGGGAAGUUUAUUGGAGUCUCAGAGACUCACUGGAAAGAAUCAGGAGAUUUCACCGAGGGAGGAUACAAAGUACUGUGUGCUAGCGAGGAAGAUGUACACAGGAGAGGCGUCGCUCUGAUCCUCAACAAACAAGCACAAAAAGCAUUCCUGGGAUAUAACACCAUAUCCCCUAGACUGAUCUCAGCCAGAUUCCAAACACAGGUUGGAGCCUUCACAAUAAUCCAGGCAGGAUUCAGACCAGGCAGGGCUACGACAGACCAAAUAUUCACGCUAAGACAAAUAGCUGACAAAUACCUGAAAAAGAACAGAAUCCUGUACUGCUGCUAUAUUGACUUUCAGAAGGCUUUUGAUUCGGUAUGGCAGAACGACCUGUGGAAGGCGAUGGGAUGUUUUGGAUAUCCAAGCAAGCUGAUACGACUGUUACAAGCACUGUAUGAACAACCCCAGAAUGACUUCGUCUUGAUAGCCGAGACUCCAAAGGAACUGCAGACACUGGCUGAUAAAGUCUACAAGGCAAGCUGUGACCUUGGUCUCAAGCCUCAGCUCGUUUGGCCUCUAAUACGAUUCAUGGUUGUCAUCGGAACAAAUGUGUCCCUCAUCAACAUCUUCUUCGUUGCUGUCUAUCAGCUCAUCACCAUUCGAAUCGACCCCUUCGGUGUACGCAACAUCAUCACCUCUCCAAGAUGCUUUGUCCUUCAGCUUGAUUGGCUUCUAACCCUAGUACGAUUCAUGAUUGUCGUCGGAACCAACGUGUCCCUUAUUAACAUCUUCUUCGUUGCUCUCUAUCAGCUGAUCACCAUUCGAAUCGACCCCUUCGGUGUACGCAACAUCAUCACCACUCCAAGAUGCUUUGUCGCCUUCUCCAGCCUAGUGACGCUGGAUCAUUUCAAAAUCCUGGAUAACAAGAUGUUGAAGAGAUCGGAAACGCUGGAGCAGUACUCAAGAUAG
Molecule: messenger RNA, 2622 nt
Organism: Strongylocentrotus purpuratus (purple sea urchin)
Lineage: Eukaryota; Metazoa; Echinodermata; Echinoidea; Camarodonta; Strongylocentrotidae
Exons: 12
Coding region: 628-2622 (664 amino acids)
Source: RefSeq, a predicted model, not a curated record